AUGUGGUGUCUUCGCAGGUUGCUAUUUGUUGCGACGGUGUUCAGCGGAAGGGCCUUCGGCAGAGCGACGGUGAUAGUAUCGGAGACUCCUGACCCUAUCUACUUGACGACAACUAUAAUGGUAUACGAUGGAACGGUGACACCUACUGAUUCUGUCGGGACAUCAACAUCAUUUUCGGAUAUACCAUCUGUUUCUCCCACGCCGUCGUCUCACCAUGCUCUGUUUCCUCCUCAUCCUGCUGCCUAUGCCCCUCUACCGGGAUUCAUACCUAAGCUGAAGCCGGCAAACGAGGAGUUCUCUUCGGCUCCACGGCUUACAACGUUCAUAACUCAUACUAUACCGCGAGAAACAACUACGGAUUCGUCUUCAUCUCUGACAGUCACGGCAACUUCUACGUCUUCAGCAGCUCCGGCUCUUGAACAAUCAGAUACCUCCUCACCACCUUCUUCCAGAGAUCUGACAAAGGGCGAAAUCGUAGGUCUCUCCAUCGGAGUUACCGUCGUUGUCAUCGUCGUCGUGUUAUACACUAUGUCGAUUGAAGAAUGUGUGGAAGAUGCUCCCUGUUGCUCUCCUCGCUACCAUCCCUGCUGGAACUUAUGCUGCUGCCUGAUGUUGGUGCCUCGUGCCGCUUGCAGGGGGUUGACAUGUCAAUCUCGAAAGAAACAAGCUGAGCCGCUGGAAAGCCUGAGGGUCGAUGUCGAGGGAGAGACGACACUGGAAAGCCCGAGGGACGAUGUCCAGACAGAGACAACACCGGUUGAACUUGAUGCCACAAACGAAGUUAUAGGGGAGCUUUCGGCGCCGGAGACUACGCCGUAUCAUUCUCAUCCUCCUCUGACGGUGCCUGUUGUGGAUGGGAGCGGUACGCUAUCACAUCAGUAA
This is a messenger RNA of Trichoderma breve, 882 nucleotides long. RefSeq lists its product as uncharacterized. The transcript has 2 exons. The record is from RefSeq and is a predicted model, not a curated record. NCBI's taxonomy places the organism in Eukaryota, Fungi, Ascomycota, Sordariomycetes, Hypocreales, Hypocreaceae. Bases 1 to 882 code for a protein of 293 amino acids.